AUGAUGGAGCUAUCUUCGUCGACCUUAGAGCUGGUGACGCCACCAACGAGAGGAGACAGUCCGAUGAUGUUUCCUCGUAAUGCCAAUUAUCAAAACCGCGGUGUUGCCUCCGGUCUUCUCAAUGCGGCGUUCACACAGAGACGGUCGGCGUCCGUUAUUUCAGGCGUCAGCAGUAUUCCCUUGCAGCUUUUUAGUGAAGGGAAUAGGUUGACCGCGAAAGAGAGGAUGUUUAUGGAAGCUGCAGAGAAAGGAGACAACGCUACGAUACAGAAAUGCCUGAAACACCCAGACCCGGUGAAUGUAAACGUCACAAAUAUAUUGGGACGAAGCGCUUUACAGAUUUCGGUUGACAAUGAAAAUAUUGAAAUUGUCGAGUUAUUAUUGGCUCAACCGAACGUCAAAAUCGGCGACGCACUUCUGUACGCUAUCAGGGAAGGGGUCUAUAAGAUGGUGGAGAUGAUGGUGAACCACCCCAGUAUAAGCAGAGAGAUGCUUGGAGGAGAGUGGAGUAAAAUGACCAAAGAUCCUCAAGAAGAAAGCAGCGAUUAUUCUCCGGAUAUUUCCCCGGUUAUAUUAGCUGCACAUUGUAACCAAUUUGAGAUUUUACAAUUGCUUUUAACGCGAGGUGCUACGAUUUCAACACCGCAUAACGUGACGUGUGGCUGCGAACACUGCACCGAGAAGCAGCAUGAAGACAGUUUACGCCAUUCAUUACAUCGAAUCAACACCUACAAGGCGUUGGCCAGCCCAGCAUGGAUAUCCCUCACCAGUAGUGAUCCCAUAUUGACAGCUUUUAAAUUGAGCUGGGAGUUGGAACAUUUGGCUAUGAGGGAAAACGAGUUUAAAGACGUGUACCAACAACUGAGUCAUCAGUCUAAAACCUAUGCCGUGGAUUUACUUGAACAGUGUCGCAGCUCGGAGGAGGUUAUCGCCGUUUUAAACAGAGACAACGACUCCGAAGAUGGGUUUGCGGAAGAGGAUGUCAUGGGUGGAAAAAUCACGUUAAUAAGACUAAAACUAGCAUUGAAGUUUGAACAAAAACGGUUUGUUGCUCAUGCGCACACCCAGCAAUUACUAACCUCGAUAUGGUACGAAGGUUUACCUGGUUGGCGGAAACACAAUGCCUUUGUCAAGCUAUUGAUUUGUUUAGCAGUCAUACUAUUACUGCCGUUGAUGGCGCUAUGCUAUCUCCUUUUCCCUCAUACCAAAAUCGGACAGCUUCUCCGGACGCCAUUUAUGAAAUUCAUGAACCAUAGCAUUUCUUUCGGGUUCUUCUUGCUAUUGUUGGUUCUCGCGUCGACUGUGAGGUUUGAAGGCACACGACCAGCGUCCCCGUCCGACACUUGGGUUGACAGUCCGCGUGGUAGAGAGCCGAAUUUUAUAGAAGUAUUAAUUGCCUUAUGGGUAUUUGGUUUUAUAUGGGGAGAAUGUAAACAAUUAUGGGAAGAGGGAUUAAAAGCCUACAUCAGACAAUGGUGGAAUUGGUUGGAUUUCAUAAUGCUCUCGCUUUAUCUAUGCACAAUAUCUUUACGCUUUACGGCUUGGUGGCUGAAAAAAUCCGGCACCUACCCUAGUUUUACCGAUGGAGAGGUUCAGCGAGCUACCUGGCCUGGCGAUGACCCGACUCUCAUAUCAGAAGGAGUGUUCGCUGUCGCCAAUGUAUUUAGCUUCUUUCGAAUUAUUUACUUGUUUCAAGCCAACCCGUAUUUAGGACCUCUGCAGAUAUCACUCGGAUGUAUGCUUAUUGACAUUGCCAAGUUCUUGUUUAUAUUUUUCUUGGUUUUAUUAUCGUUCGCAUGUGGCUUGAAUCAACUAUAUUGGUACUACGGCAGUUCUUCACCCGUGCAUUCUCAAGACGCCGAUUGUCCGUCCAAUUCCAAUCCGGAUGCAUUUCUAAGUCUAGACAGAUCCAUGCAGACUUUGUUCUGGGCCCUGUUUGGCUUAGUCGGAACAGACGUAAUUAAAUUGCCGACACAAGGCCAUAACUACACAGAAUUUGUCGGCGAGAUUCUGUUCGCCUGCUAUCACGUAGUGGCAAUUAUUGUGCUCUUGAAUAUGUUAAUUGCUAUGAUGAGCAAGUCGUAUCAAGAAAUCGAGGACCAUGCAGAUAGGGAGUGGAAAUUCGCGCGUACAAAACUCUGGAUGAGUUAUUUUGACGAGGGGUCAACACUGCCGCCGCCAUUCAAUUUAAUCAUAAGCCCAAAAUCGAUGGUAUGCUUUUUCAAAGCAAUACAGAGAAUCAUGUGCGGGAGUUGUGAAAAGACAAAAUCUAGACCACAGAGGCAGUCAUUGGAAGGGACGAUAAAGAAAACGCAUUUAAACAGUGACGGUGUUAUUGGGCCUCCGCUACAAGAAAAUAUCAAAUACCAGGAUGUAAUGAAAAGAUUGGUCAGUCGAUAUAUACACCAACAAAAAGCAGAGCAAAAACAGGAUGGCGUCAACGAGGAUGACUUGAAUGAAAUCAAACAGGAUAUAUCGAGUCUAAGAUACGAGUUGAGAGCAGACCGGAAGAAGGAACAAAUGCGUGGUACGUCACAGAUAGAGAAUGUGAAGCACGAGAUCAUCGGCGAGUUACGGGGAAUCUCGGGUGCUCCCGAAAACGAGUCGACGACUAUAGUGGGUGCCCCGCGACGCAGUUUGUCAACAGUGAACCCUCCAUCGUUCAUCUCCCAGUCAUUUGAUAAAUCUGAACUCGAGUCGCUGAAAGACGACCUAAUCCAUACGAUUCGCAGUGAAAUCAAAGAAGAAUUGCAAGAGUCGUUACGACGUGCGUUGAACAGUGCAGCCCAAGAGAGCAGUGUCAAUGGCCUCUUGCCGACGAGCUCUGACUUGUAUCACACACAUUUAUAUACUCAGUUGUAA
This is a messenger RNA of Saccoglossus kowalevskii, 2862 nucleotides long. Its product is annotated as transient-receptor-potential-like protein. NCBI's taxonomy places the organism in Eukaryota, Metazoa, Hemichordata, Enteropneusta, Harrimaniidae. The record is from RefSeq and is a predicted model, not a curated record. Gene Ontology annotation, molecular function: store-operated calcium channel activity; protein binding; inositol 1,4,5 trisphosphate binding. Gene Ontology annotation, biological process: single fertilization; calcium ion transmembrane transport; regulation of cytosolic calcium ion concentration. Gene Ontology annotation, cellular component: plasma membrane; cation channel complex.